Messenger RNA from Suricata suricatta (meerkat), 2121 nucleotides. RefSeq names its product translation initiation factor IF-2-like. The record is from RefSeq and is a predicted model, not a curated record. NCBI's taxonomy places the organism in Eukaryota, Metazoa, Chordata, Mammalia, Carnivora, Herpestidae. The transcript has 2 exons. Bases 956 to 1621 code for a protein of 221 amino acids.
AGCACGACGUCCCGGCCUGGCCCCGCGGCCCCUGGCGCCCAGCACGGCGUCCCCGUCCUGCGGCCCGCACCGUCCUGCCCGUUGUCACAUGCCUUUCUGGCUGCCUGCGUGGUCCCAGCGGCUCUCACGUGCUUGCCGGCCUUUCCUUCCUCUGAGUCCCUGACUCACACCUUCUGCUUGUUGCCUGUCCCUUAUUGAUCUGUGGGGGUUUUAAGAAUAGAUAUUACUGAUGUCAUCUCUUCAAUGCUCUAUAAUCACUGUUUCCCAGCUUCCUGCUUAUCUUUCAUUUUGACUUCCCUGUCUUUCGUUGUGCUGAAUUUUUUUGAUUACUCGUGUAGAUGAAUCUGGUCAUCUUUGAUGGAACUUUCCAUAGUUCUUCAGUCAGUCAGGGAAUGGACGGCCCUGCUUUCUGCUGGGGGACCUUCUUGGCCUCAGAGAGUCCACCCGGGGACAGCAGAGAGGCAGGACAGACCCCAGCCGGGACGCUGUGUCGGGGCCGGAGGGAGCGGCUGCCGUGACACUGGCCUGGCCUGCGGACCAUCACCAACACCGCCUGCGGGGCGCACGGCUUCUCUGAGCGCACGCCUGCCCGCCUCGCCGGCCCCAGACCGCCUUCCGUCUCUCACCUGGGGGGGAGGGGUAGCACGGCCCCCACUCUGCCCCCACCAUCUCAGGCCAGCAGUGACCCGGGCCGUCAGGGUGUGCAGGAGGGUGAGGGAGGGGCGGCCCACCCCCUGGAAACCCUGUGUGUGAUCGUGUUCUCUCUGCUUCCCAAACCCUGCCCCCCGCAGGUCCCUGAGCACGCCCCCCCGGACCCGGAGUGCCCGGCGAUGCCCCGGCACCCCCUGCAGCUGGUCCUGGCCCUCCCGGCUCCCCAGAGGAAGGCUGAGUGGCCCCCGGUGACGCCGUGACUUUACGCUGCCCUCCUGGCAAUGGGGACACGGCCAGCCCUGGGAUGGGUGCGCCAACCCACCGCGUGCCACCAUCAGCCCCACAGGGAGCUCGGCCCCCCUGGACCCUGCGCCCCCCCGGAAGCGCCUCACCUUCGAGCGCCUGGGUGGCUCUGAGCCCUGGGGGCACGAGUGCGGGCCUGUGCUCCCCACGUCCUUGCGAAGCAGGCUCUGCGGGCCGGGAGGCUGAGGCCGGACCACGGCCGGGUGAGCGUGGCGCACCCGACGGUCCCUGUGAGCAGCUCUGGUCGCAAAGUCACCAGCCCGCCCCCGCCCCGGGCAGAGCUGCCGUGGGGCCGGGCCUGGGGCGAUCGGGAGGAGGAGGGUGGAGGCUCCCUGCAGGCCCAGAGCGGGGCAGCGGCCCGUUGGGGAGGCUGACGGCCCCCCGCCUUCACCUCUGCUCCCCACCCCAGAGGUGUCUGCGGCUCUCCUGCCCCCACGUCUCCACCUCACCACCGUUUCCUGAGAUUUCAGCCCUUUCGUCCGGGCUCUUCCUCUCCGGGAAUGUCAUCCUCCCUCCUCUGCUGGGGGAGCUCCUGGCACCCACCGGGCUGCCCCCCUCAGCCUUGCCCCUCUCCCGGGGGAACAAGGGUUUCCUGGGUGCUAACCGAUGUCCGCCUGAAAUCCACUCCAGGAGGGACUCGCUCCCAGAACUCAGCCUCUUGAAAUAGCGGCCACGCUCCGCUCGAAGCGCCCCGUGCAGCCAGAGGUGUGGGGAGGGGACGCGAGCUGAAUCUCUGAUCCUUUCUGGAAAACCUGCAAACGGCCAGGCUGGAGAGAGGCUGCGCUCACGGAGCCUGUUCCCGGCCUGGGGCCCCGCGAACGGGACUGGCUGCAGGGCCGGUGCCUCGCGGUGGCCCCGAGUCUGUCCCUCUGGGUGAGGCUCUCCCGGAAGGGCUGCCGUCCCCACAGAAGACCUGGAGCCGGAGCUGCGGGGUGACCGGGCGGGCAGUCCCCAGGGGCCGGGCCACCCGCCUCGAGGGGACUCUGGGCCACAGACCAGCAUCUUUGGGGAGGGGGCGGGAGCCAGGGGCGGCGGCCGGCAGAGGAGGAGGACCUCCCUGCUUCACAGCAGGGGGGCUACGACCAGCACCAGAGGGAAUCCGGGGGGGUUCCGGAACAGGGGGGCUCCCGCACCUGGUUUAUGUCAUAAACACUUGUUUGGUCGAAA